ACAAAUCAUGCGGAUAUGUUCCUUGACUGUUUUAUGCGUGUGUUAAUCUUAUUUACAAAUUGAAAUCUAAGUCUACGCUUGAAACGUUAUACUUAUUUUAGUGAUGAUGUUUAAAUAACAAAAAUAAUUGAUACAUUAAAAAUAACUAUACGAAUCUAUUCUGUGUAAUUAACAAAAAAUAAAAUCAUUUAAUCAUGGCUGAUGCAGCUGCUCGGCAGCUUCAAUAUGAAUACAAAGCGGUUUGUAAAAAUAGGGUUUUAAUAUAGGUUAAACAUAAUUAAAGACUAUUAUUUAAAUCAAUGCUAUUAUUAUUAUUUUCAGAACUCAAAUCUUGUGUUACAAGCUGAUGUGCGUCUUAUUGAUCGACGAAACCGCGAUGAAGCCACCGGUGAAGUAUGCUCGUUAGUUGGAAAAUUAGAUGGAACCAAGAUGGGUGAUCGUUUUCAAAGAACUAAACCAGUAAAGGCAGAAGAAAGAAAAGCCAAGUUAGUUAUAAUUUUUAUUAAAUUGGUUGGAUAAUAUUAAGGUAUUUGUUUUUUUGUAUUGAUCAGGAGACAAAAGCGUGAUGAAGCUCAAUAUGAUUUUGCUCGUAUGAAAGGCACUACACUGUUAUCAGAGGGUGUUGAUGAUAUGGUUGGUAUAAUGUAUAGACCUAAAACUCAGGAAACCAGACAAACAUAUGAAGUAUUAUUAAGUUUCAUACAAGAAGCACUCGGUGAUCAGGUUUGAAUGUGUUUUUUUUACUUUAUAUUAAUUAAUAAACGCACAUAAAAUUAAUAAAUUAUAAUAUUUUAGCCAAGAGAUAUUCUUUGUGGUGCCGCUGAUGAAGUUCUAGCUGUAUUAAAAAAUGAUCGCCUUAAAGAUAAAGAAAAAAAAGUAGAUACUGAGAGUUUAUUAGGAUCAUUGGCUGAUGAACGUUUUGCACUUUUAGUAAAUUUAGGUAAAAAAAUAACUGAUUUUGGUACUGAUGAAAAGGGUGCAACUAAUACAGGUAACAAAUUUUUAUAUUAUUUGUAUGGAGAUGUUAUCAGUUUGUUAAUAUAACUUUUGUUUAGAGGAUAAUAUUGACGAAACAUACGGUAUCAAUGUUCAAUUUGAAGAAAGUGAAGAGGAAGAUGAUGAAGAUGUGUAUGGAGAAAUCCGCGAAGGUGAUGACCAAGAAGAUGAAGGGGAAGAAUCAAAAUUAGAUGAUACUAUCCAUGCAGAAAGUGUAAGAUAUUUUUCAUAAUUGUUUUAUAAUUGAAUUAAAAUGUUAUAGAAUUUUAAAUGGUUUUUAGUUGGAUAAACAAACUUCUGGUAAAAAACUUGUCGAACAAGCUAAAAAAGAAAAACAAUUGCAUGCAUUAGAUAUUGAUGCUUAUUGGCUUCAACGGAGUUUAUCUAAGUAUUAUAGUGAUGCUAUGGCAUCACAAGCUAAAGCUGCAGAAGUGUUAGCUGUAUUAAAAAAUGCUGGUGAUGAUCGUGAUUGUGAAAAUCAACUAGUCCUCUUACUUGGUUAUGAUUGUUUUGAUUUUAUUAAAGUACUGAAAAAAAAUCGACUUAUGAGUAAGAUAAUUUUAAUAACAGUUUCAAAUUAAUAUUUCGUACUUAAUAUUUUAUCAAUUAUUUUAGUUCUGUAUUGUACAUUAUUGGCAUCUUCACAAAGUGAAUCAGAACGUGUAGCUUUGCGUAAAAAAAUGGAAUCUGAUCCAUUUUUAGCUAGAAUUUUACGUCAAAUGGAUACUAAAGAAGUUGAUGACAUCAGAGAAAGUAGUGCAAGUGCUGCUAAUAAGAAGAGACGAGCUGCAGAUGAUGAUGAUGAUGAUUUGAAUUCUGGAGAUCUCAAACAACAAGUUGCUGGUACAAGACAAGUUUUAGAUUUGGAAGACUUGAUAUUUAAUCAGGGAUCUCAUUUUAUGUCUAAUAAGAAAUGUAAUCUUCCUGAUGGAUCUUUUAGGAAACAACGGAAAGGUAUUUAAUGAAUAUAUUAUUUUAUUAAAUGAUAUUAUAUUUAACAUACAUGUUAAGGUUAUGAAGAAGUGCAUGUCCCUGCGUUAAAACCAAAACCAUAUAAUCAAGACGAGUCAUUAGUACCCAUUGAUAAGUUACCAAAGUAUGUACAACCUGCAUUUGAAGAUUUUAAAACUCUUAACAGAAUACAAUCAAGGCUUCAAAAAUGUACAUUAGAAUCUGAUGAAAAUUUGCUACUUUGUGCUCCUACAGUAAUUAUUUAUUUAUUGGACAUAUAUUUUAAAAAUAAAAUUAUAAAUGUAAAUUCAAUUUAAAUUCUUUGUAGGGUGCUGGUAAAACAAAUGUUGCACUUUUAUGUAUGUUGAGAGAGAUUGGAAAGCACAUUAAUAGUGAUGGUACCAUAAAUGCUGAUGAGUUUAAAAUUAUUUAUAUAGCUCCCAUGAGAUCAUUAGUACAAGAAAUGGUUGGAAGUUUUGGAAAGGUUAAAAACAAAAACAGUUUUACUCAUUUUUUUAGUUAUUAUUUUUUAAAAAUUAAUUUUAUAACAUUUAUUUCCAGAGACUAAGUAGCUAUAAUUUAACUGUAUCAGAAUUGACUGGUGAUCAUCAACUAACACGUGAACAGAUACAAGCUACACAGAUUAUAGUGUGUACACCAGAAAAAUGGGAUAUUAUAACUAGGAAAGGUGGUGAAAAAACUUUUGUAUCACUUGUUCGACUUAUUAUUAUUGUAAGUUUUAAUGUACAUUAUGUAUGACUUAGUAUUUUUUAUUUCCUUAUUAUUUGUAUUUUAGGAUGAAAUACAUUUAUUACAUGAUGAACGUGGGCCUGUCCUUGAAGCUUUAGUUGCUAGAACAAUUCGAAAUAUAGAAACAAUACAAGAAGAAGUUCGUUUAGUUGGACUUAGUGCUACAUUGCCAAACUAUCAGGAUGUUGCUACACUUCUCAGGGUCAAUCCUAAAAGUGUAUGUGAAUUUGAAAAACAAAAAUAUUCAUACGGUUAGAUAUUUAUUAUUAAUUUCAAAUAUUUACGAUUUUAGGGUCUUUUUUAUUUUGACAACUCGUUUAGACCAGUCCCACUAGAACAACAGUACAUUGGUAUUACUGAAAAAAAAGCUGUUAAACGUUUUCAAGUUAUGAAUGAAAUUGUUUAUGAGAAAAUUAUGGAACAUGCAGGGCGCAACCAAAUUUUAGUAUUUGUUCAUUCGAGAAAAGAAACAGGUAAUUUUUGUUUAUACAUCUAGUAUUUAAUAAAUGUUAUUGAUGUAUUUAUAAUAACCCAGGUAAAACUGCAAGAGCUAUAAGGGAUAUGUGCCUUGAAAAAGAUACUCUAGGACAUUUUUUGCGUGAAGGAUCUGCAUCUAUGGAAGUUUUACGUACAGAAGCUGAACAAGUCAAAGUGAAUAUUUAAAUGGCAGUGGUAUAUUAUUUUUUUCUUUUUGGAACUAAUUAUUUAUAAUAUAUGCUCUAGAAUCAAGAACUUAGAGAUUUACUACCUUAUGGGUUUGCUAUCCAUCAUGCUGGUAUGACUCGCGUUGAUAGGACUUUAGUUGAAGAUUUAUUUGCUGAUCGUCACAUUCAAGUUUUAGUGUCUACAGCUACCCUAGCUUGGGGUGUAAAUUUACCUGCACAUACUGUAAUUAUUAAAGGUACUCAAGUUUAUAGUCCAGAAAAAGGUCGUUGGGUAGAGCUUGGUGCAUUAGAUGUUUUACAGGUAAACUAUUCUGAUGAUUCUCUAAGUUCACUAGUUUUAUUUUUCAUAAAUUGUUCAGAUGUUGGGUCGAGCUGGACGUCCUCAGUAUGAUACAAAAGGUGAAGGUAUACUUAUUACAAAUCAUAGUGAACUACAAUAUUAUUUGUCUUUAUUGAAUCAACAGCUUCCAAUUGAAUCACAACUAGUUUCAAAACUUCCUGAUAUGUUAAAUGCAGAAAUUGUACUUGGUUAGUAUUUUAAAGCUAUUUAGAAUUAAAAUAAAUAUUUUCAGCUUACAAUUAUUGUUUUUAUUAGGUACCAUACAAAGUGUUAAAGAAGCUGUAACAUGGUUGGGUUAUACUUACUUGUAUAUUCGCAUGUUACGUUCCCCUGCUUUGUACACAAUUACUCAGGAAAAACUAGAAACAGAUCCUUUAUUAGAAAUACACCGAGCUGAUAUUAUUCAUACUGCUGCUAUUCAGCUAGAGAGAAGCAAUCUCAUUAAAUAUGAUAGAAAGUCUGGUUAUUUUCAGGUAUCCAACUUUAUUUAUAUUAUUUUCCAUACUAAAUAAUAAUAGUUUACAGACCUAUAUAUUGUAUAAACAAUUAUUAUUACAGGUAACUGAACUUGGGCGUAUAUCUAGUCAUUACUAUUGUACUCAUGACACAAUGGCUACAUACAAUCAGUUAUUGAAACCAACUUUGAGCGAAAUUGAAUUAUUUAGAGUAUUUUCAUUAUCCGGAGAAUUUCGUCAUAUAGGUGUAAGAGAUGAGGAAAAAUUGGAACUACAAAAAUUAAUGGAAAGAGUACCAAUUCCUAUUAAAGAAGGGAUAGAAGAACCUAGUGCCAAGGUAAAAAUGUUUAAUUAUAAACAUUUAUUUUAAUUUGUUUGCGUUAUUUAUAAUAAUUUUCAUAUUAGAUAAAUAUAUUACUACAAGCAUACAUAUCUCAGUUGAAACUUGAAGGAUUUGCUUUAAUGUCUGACAUGGUAUUUGUUACUCAAUCUGCUGCUCGUUUGAUGCGUGCUAUUUUUGAAAUCGUAUUACAUCGUGGUUGGGCACAGUUAGCUGAUAAAGCCAUUAGUCUUUGUAAAAUGAUUGACCGGCGUAUGUGGCAAAGUAUGUCCCCUUUAAGACAAUUUAGAAAAAUGCCUGAAGAGAUAGUAAGAAAAAUUGAAAAAAAGAAUUUUCCUUGGGAAAGAUUAUAUGAUCUUGGGCCAAGUGAAAUUGGUGAAUUAAUUCGUGUUCCUAAACUUGGAAAAACUAUUCAUAGAUAUGUUCAUCAAUUUCCAAAAUUAGAAUUGUCUACACACAUACAGCCUGUCACUAGGUAAUUAUAUAUGAUUUAAUUUACGUUAAAUAAAUUAUUUAAAUUUUGUUAUUUUGUUUUUAGAUCUACACUAAGAGUUGAAUUGACAAUUACUCCAGACUUUCAGUGGGAUGAAAAAUUGCAUGGAAAUUCUGAAGCAUUUUGGGUAUUAGUUGAAGAUGUAGAUUCUGAAGUUAUUCUUCAUCAUGAAUUCUUUUUAUUGAAAGCUAAAUAUGCUACUGAUGAGCAUAUGCUUAAAUUUUUUGUACCUGUAUUUGAACCCUUACCUCCUCAAUAUUUUUUGAGGUAAAACAAAUAUUAACUUAGUAAUUCUGUAAAUAUAUUCUUAAUUAAAUUAAUCAUUGUACUAUUUUUACUACAGAAUUGUUUCUGAUCGUUGGAUUGGUUCAGAAACUCAAUUGCCUGUUUCAUUUAGACAUUUACUAUUGCCAGAAAAAAAUAUACCACCUACUGAACUUUUGGAUUUACAGCCACUUCCUGUAAAUGGUUUUUAUUUUUAAUAUAAAUAAUAAGUAUAUUUUUUAUUUCAUUUUUUUGUUUUUAAUUCUAGGUAUCUGCUCUUCGUAAUAAAGUAUUUGAAACACUUUAUGCAGAAAGAUUUCAUCAGUUUAAUCCUAUUCAAACUCAAGUAUUUAAUGCUGUGUAUAAUAGCGACGAAAAUGUAUUUAUUGGUGCUCCAACUGGGUCAGGAAAAACAACUAUUGCUGAGUUUGCACUUUAUCGUCUUUUAAGUCAAAAUCCAGAUCAUCGCUGUGUUUAUUUAGUGGCUAAAGAAUCUCAAGCCGAACUUAUUUAUUCAAGUUGGCAUGUUAUAUUUGGUGUUGGCCUUGCCCGAAAAGUAGUACUAUUGACUGGAGAAAUUGGGACUGAUUUAAAGGUUUAUACAUUUUUUUUUAUUGUUUAAAUUAGUUAUUUUUAAAAAUAUUAAAAAAAUUGUAAACUUUUGUUUUAGUUAUUAGCUAAAGGACAAAUAAUAGUAACAACUGCAGAGAAGUGGGAUGUAUUAUCACGAAGAUGGAAACAAAGGAAAAAUGUGCAAAAUAUUAAUCUUUUUAUUGUUGAUGAACUUCAGGUAAUAUUCAUUUAUAAAAUAAAUAAUUUAGUAUUUCAUUUAAUUUUUAUAUAUAUAUUUUAGUUAAUUGGAGGUGAAGAUGGACCAGUUUUGGAAAUAGUUUGUUCUAGAAUGCGGUACAUUGCCUCACAAACUGAAAAACAAAUGCGUGUAGUUGCUCUUUCAGCUCCAUUAGCUGAUGCCAAAGAUUUGGCAUUGUGGUUAGGUGCUCCAGCUACUACCACUUUUAAUUUUCAUCCCAGUGUUAGACCUGUUCCAUUAGAACUUCACGUGCAAGUAAUAUAUUUUGUUAAAUUCAAACUAUAAAUAUAGUAAAAUUGUACUGGUAUAGUUGAUACUAAUAGGAUAUUUACUUUUUAAAGACCAAUUUAACAGUAAGUAAGAAUAUAAGACAAACCAUGUGAUGAUGGUACAUAAAUAGUAUAACUAACUGGGAUUAUAAGAUGUGUCAAACUAGGUCCCGCUUUCGCUAAGGGGGCCUUAAGUAAUACAAUGUUUUUCUUUUAAAAGUACACUAUUAAACUAUUAAUUUUACAAACAAUUAAUUAUAAAUUUUAAUAAUUCAAAAUUAUUAUAUUUUAUUUUUAUUAUAUUAUGUUGUAGUCCAUAUGAGUAUGAAUCUUAAAGUGUGAAUAUUAUGUUAUUAACAUAAUGUUCAUAAGUAUGGUAUCUGUCCUAUAAUAUUGAAAAUUCUAGCAUAUUUUAUUAAUAAUAAAAUGUGUAUUUAAUAAAACAUACAACAAUAUUAAAAAAAAAAAAAAAAUGUUUGACAUAACUUCAGUAAGGGGAAACACUUCUCUCAGAAUUCCCUAUACAGUAGAAUCUGCUUAAUGAGACAUAUCGGUCGGUAACUAUGCCAAUUUGUCCCCAUUAAGCUGUUUUCCUCAUUAUGCAGUGUCCCCUUUAAGUGGAUUCUACUGUAUAUGACUGUAUGGAAGAGUGGGGGUGUUGAAAAUUUACUUCUAGUCCAAAAUUUUGCAGCUAUACCACUGGUGUACAUCAAGUGUGUUAUAAACUAGGAUCAAAAUUAAAAUUACGCAGGGGUAUAUGUUUAAAGAAAUAGAAGAUUAAAAUUGUAUUUAAACUAAUAUGUUAUAUUUGCUGAAAUUAAUGUUAAAAUGUUUAAAAAAAAAAUGUACCAAUAUUGUCCAUUUGUCAAUUGUACCUUGUAUAUCAAAUUUAUGGUAAACAAUUUGUAAUAAUAUAAUGAACACCCGCACAAUUUGGAGCCCUUGUUUUAUCAAUUUUGUCAAAUAGAUAAAAAUGUUACAAGUUUUUUUUUAAAAUUUAUUCUCAAAUAGAGAACAAUUAAUAUUUAGGUAAAAGUAUUGUUUGUAUCGAAAUAAUUAUUAAAAUUUGUGUAACUUUUUUUUAAAUUGCGUUACUUUCAGAGUUGAGACUAUAUAGAGAUCUUUGUUUUAGGGUUAUAAUGUCACUCAUAAUGCUACCAGAUUAGUAGCAAUGGGUAAACCAACAUAUAAUGCUAUAUUAAAAUAUAGUUUAGAGAAACCAGUAAUUAUAUUUGUACCUUCGAGGAAACAGGCUCGACUUACUGCUAUUGAUUUAUUAACAUACACUGCUGCUGAUAAUCAGCCUAAUCGUUUUAUACAUGCUGAGGAAGAUGAUAUCAAGCCGUUUUUGGAGAAAAUUUCUGAUAAGGUAAUUUUAUGAAAAUGUCAAAAGUAUUUAACUAAUUUAAAAUGUGUUAAUAUAAUAUUGGUUUACAGACAUUGAAAGAAACUCUUCUACAAGGAGUAGCCUAUUUACAUGAAGGCGUUAGUGCUCAAGAUCAGCGAUGGGUUCAAAAAUUAUUUUUCACAGGAGCUAUACAAGUAGUUGUUGUUACGAGAAGUCUUUGUUGGGCUUUGAGUAUUACAUCUCAUUUAGUUAUUAUUAUGGAUACUCAGUUUUAUGAUGGAAAAACACAUACGUUAGUAUUAUUUUUUGGAAACAUGUAUUAUUUUAAAUUUAUAAUUGGUUUUUACUUAUUAGCUAUGAAGAUUAUCCUAUUACUGAUGUUAUUCAAAUGGUAGGAAGGGCUAAUAGACCAUUAGAUGACGAUGAUGCAAAAUGUGUUUUAAUGUGUCAAUCAUCUAAAAAAGAUUUCUUUAAGAAAUUCUUAAACGAACCAUUACCAGUAGAAGUAAUUUUGUAUUUAAUACAUAUCUAUAUUAUAUUUUGAUAAAUAUACUUAAUUUUAAUAUUUAUUUUUAGAGUCAUUUGGAUCAUCGGUUACAUGAUCACUUCAAUGCUGAAAUUGUAACCAAAACCAUAGAAAAUAAACAGGAUGCAGUUGAUUACAUGACUUGGACAUUCCUUUAUAGGAGACUUACUCAAAACGCUAAUUAUUAUAAUUUACAGGGCGUUUCUCAUAGGCAUUUGUCAGAUUAUUUAUCUGAACUUGUUGAGGCCACAUUAAAUGACUUAAACCAAUCAAAGGUAUAUUAUUAUUAUUUUUAGAUUCUGAGAUUAGUGGGAUGAAUUGGUUUUACUAUGAUACGUGUGUGAUUUUUUUUCCUGUCUCUGAACAAGUUUCUUACUAGAAAUCUUUUUCCGAUUACUGAUGAGGUUAUUUUUUUGAUUUUGCUUAUAGUUUUCUAGACAAUUAAGAAAAAAUAAUAAAUGUAGAAAAUUACGCUUAGAAUUUUUUUGUCAUUUUAAAUUGUAUAUGUUUGUUUGAAUUUAGUUAACAAUUAUCAUAGAGACAUGUAAUCCUCACUAAAUAAUUAUUAAGAAUGCUUAGUUGGAUGAGUGGAUUGACAAGAGAAAAAAAGGAAUGUGUUCAUAUUAGGUAGCUUAUUUGUGGCUUUGAGGUAGACAAAAUGAUAGAAAAUAGACUUUGAUGAUCACAAGUAGAGAAGAAUCUGAAAGAGUAAGAAUUUUAAUGAAAAUAAAUGUAGAAGAGGUAGAGAAGAAAACUAAAAUGGAGAUGGUUGGAUAUGAUUGAGAAUGUUAUGAGGAUAGCCAAUGUAUGCGAGUGAGAGAUCAGGUCAAGUGGAAAUUAAGGACAAGGGUGGCUGACCCUAAAUAGUUUGUAGAAAGUCAGAGAGAAGAAAAAGAUUUAUAAUGAUGUUAUGAAUUUGAGUAUUAUUUUUUAACAAGAGGAAAAGUUAGAUAUUGAUAAUUAUUUAAAAAGUUUGUUUUAUUGUCUCAAAAAUACUGCUGCUGUAUACGUUUAUAUAAUUUGUACAUAAGCCUAUUAAGUGAUCUAUUUAAUUAUGUAUACUUAGGUAUUUUAAAAAGUAUUCACUUAUUUUGGAAUAUUUGUUCGGACAACUUAUGAAACCAGUACCUCUAUAAGGUUACAAUACUGUUAUUUUUUGUCAUUUUUAAUUUUGAGGAUGAAAUCAUUAUACAUUUUUGAUUUUAAAAAAUCAAUCUAUAUUAAAUAUGUUAUAAAUAGAUGACGUUUAAGUUAAAAUAAAUGUUGGUGUUUAAAUUUGUCUUUUUCUAUCAACCCAUUGACCGGAUAUUCUACUUUUAAGUUCAAGUAGGUGGAGCAUCAUUUGUGUUUCAGAGCAGCAUGUAGAAUUUGAAUAGUGCUCCGUUACUUGUGCCCUACCAAAACUUAUAAAAGUGGAAUAUGUUGUCAAUGGGUUGACGGAAAUAAACAAAUUUAAAUACAAAAAUGUAUUUAAACUAAAACUUUAUCUAUUUAAUUUAAUAAUUUUAAUAAAGGUUGCUUUUUGAAAAUCAAAAAUGGUUAGUGAUUCCUAAAAAUAAGAGUUAAAAAAAAAAAUAUAUUUUAGAACCACUUGUUUUAGUCGUGUUUAAGAUAUCACAAAAAAAAAUUCUGAAAAAAAAGUAAUUACUUUUCAAAUUAUCGAGUGUAGACACUUAAAUGGAUCACUUGGUAUAUAAAGAUGUAACUUUUAAUGUUAAACUAACUAAUUAAAUUAAAAACACAUUUUAUAUUUACUUAAUUAAAAUUAAUUUUUUUAGUGUAUUAGUAUCGAAGAUGAAAUUGACUGUAUUCCAUUAAAUUUGGGAAUGAUUGCUGCUUAUUACUAUAUUAACUAUACAACUAUUGGUAAUUAGAAAAAAAAUAUAUAUAUAAUAUUUGUUAUUAUUAGUUCAGUAUAUUUAAAUAUAUUUUUUAGAAUUAUUUUCUCUGUCGCUUAAUAACAAAACAAAAAUUCGAGGACUGUUAGAAAUAAUUAGCUCAGCUGCUGAGUACGAAAAAAUUCCUGUAAGGCAUCGUGAAGAUACUCUGCUUAAAAGUCUUGCCCAGCGUCUACCAAACAAAUUACAACCAGCUUCUGGUCAAACAUCUAUACGAUAUAAUGAUCCACAUGUUAAAGUUAAUUUGUUACUUCAAGCUCACUUAUCACGUUUACAACUUGGUGCAGAGUUACAAGGAGACACUGAACUCAUCUUGGCUAGAGUAAUGAACGUGUAUUAUUAUAAUAAUUAUAAUUAUUUUUAAUAAUACUUUUAUUAUUGAUUAUUAGGCGAUACGUUUAAUCCAAGCUUGUGUAGAUGUUUUAAGUUCUAAUGGUUGGUUAUCACCAGCUGUUGCUGCUAUGGAAUUGGCUCAAAUGAUUACUCAAGCAAUGUGGGCUAAAGAUUCAUAUCUAAAACAACUUCCUCACUUUACGUCAGAUAUUAUUAAGAGAUGUACAGAUAAGGUAGUUUUUAUUUUUUUAUUUUGAAGUAGUGUAGAUUAUUAAAUAGUAAUUAACUUGGUAUUAGGGUAUUGAAACUGUUUUUGAUAUCAUGGAACUGGAAGAUGAAGAUCGUAUUAAGUUACUACAGCUUGCUGAUAGUGAAAUGGCUGAUGUUGCAAGAUUUUGUAAUCGUUAUCCUAAUAUUGAAUUGAGUUAUGAAGUGGCUAACAAAAAUCGUAUAUCUGCUGGUUCUAGCGUAAAUGUCACUGUAAAUUUGGAAAGAGAAGAUGAAGUAGUGGGCCCAGUUAUUGCUCCCUUCUUCCCGCAGGUAGGCAUUAUGAUUUAAACAAAAAAGAAAAUUAAUAAUUUAAAAAUGACUGCUGCAAAUGUAAAUAUAACAUAUAACAUUUUCAUAUUUUAUUAUAUUUUAGAAACGUGAAGAAGGCUGGUGGUUGGUAAUAGGGGAUCCAAAAAAUAAUUCUUUACUGUCCAUCAAAAGAUUAACACUACAACAAAAAGCUAAAGUGAAAUUAGAUUUUGUAGCACCCAACCCAGGUGAAUUAUAAAUAUGUUAUUUGUAUUUUUUAAAUAAGCUAUAAUUUAAUUUACUUUUGUUUUAGGAAAUUACUCGUAUACAUUAUAUUUUAUGAGUGAUGCUUACAUGGGUUGUGAUCAGGAAUAUAAAAUGAACAUUGAUGUUGGUGAUUAUGAUUCUGCUGAAAGUGAGUCAGAUUAAACUUAAUAAAACAUAAUUUUAAUUAACUACUUUUAUUAUUCAUGUAUAUGUCAAUAAAUAUAAGAGAACAUACUUUUAAAAUUUGAAUUAUGUAUCACUGAAAAAAUCACUUGACAAGAAU
Molecule: messenger RNA, 11508 nt
Organism: Cinara cedri
Lineage: Eukaryota; Metazoa; Arthropoda; Insecta; Hemiptera; Aphididae
Source: the annotation of a GenBank genome assembly